AUGGCUAGAAAUAGCAAUUUGAGGUCCAAUAGAGGUUCUAGAACCUCUCAAUUGGUAUCAAAGCAAAUUAUGCUGGAAUCUGAAGCUGCUGCUGAUGACGCCAUGGCCGAUCCUAAGGAAGCGGCUCAGGAAGAAGCAACUACAGAGGAGAGGCUGGUUAAAGUGGAGGAAGCUAUUGUUCAGCAAGGUUUCUUUACUCGCCAGCUAUCUGCCAGAGUGGAGGAGUUAUCUUCUCAACUUACUACUCAAUUAACCUCUCAGUUCCAGAAUCUUGUCCAAGAACUCAAGCAAUCAAAGGAGCAAUCAAAGGAGCCGGGUCAAGAAAUUCCAAGAUCAGGAGCUAGAGAUGAGCGGAGAAUGUCAGGCUUAGAUCCAAGGAAUGAUACAAGUUUUUUGGGUCCAGGCUCCAGAGGAAUGAACAGACAAGAUCCAGAACAGACAACAAGAGCUUUCCAACCAACUAGAGGGGUGGAUUCCAAUGGAGAAAGGCAACCAGUCUACAAUCUUGGUAAUGUUCCUCACAAGAAUUCUUUCUUCAGUAAUCAAAAGUUGGUUCAACCCAAAUCACUCCGUUUAGAUUUUCCCUCUUUUUCUGGAAAUGAAAAUGUCAUAGCUUGGUUAGAGCAAGUUGAACAAAUAUUUGAGUAUUAUGACAUUAAGGGUGAUGAAUGGGUUAAGGUCUGUUCUUUCUACUUGAGAGAAGAAGCAUUGCAAUGGUAUAGAUGGUUGGCUAGGAAUCUUGAAGAAUUCUUUCAAUGGGAAAUUUUUAAAGAAGAAAUUAUUACCAGAUUUGGGCCAAGUGAACUGUCAAGACCCUAUGAUGCUUUCUCAACCCUGAAACAGACUAAUACAGUAAGGGAUUAUCUGGGAAGGUUUGAGCAAACUUUGAGCUUACUAGACGAUCAACCUUCUAGGAGACAUAUCUUGGAAAAAUUCAUAGGGGGACUUAAAGAAGAAUUGAGAUAUGAAGUCACAGCCUCCAGACCCUCUUCAUUAAAAGAAGCAAUAUCCUUAGCCAAACUGUUUGAGGAUAGACUCAAAAAUGAAAGAAAAUCUAGGGGAAAUUGGAAUACUUCAAAUACAGGAAUGUUGCCAACUAAUUCAUCACCUUAUCCUUCUGUGAGAGAAAACCCCAAACCUCCUUCUCAAUUCAAGAAACUAACUCCUGAAGAUAUACAACGAAGAAGAAGCCAGAACUUAUGUUUUACCUGUGAUGAAAAAUGGUUUAGAGGUCAUCAGUGCAAGGGGAAGCAAAUGUUUCUUUUAGAAGGCAUUUUAAAAGGGGAUUCAGAGGAGAAUGAAGUUGAGAAUGGUGAAGAAGGAGAGGAGGACAUAACCAUAGAACUGGCUGAGAGUUUAGUGAAGGGAGCACCUUCUAUUUCAGUACAAGCCCUCAGUGGUGUGAAUGCCUCCCAUACUAUCAGGGUUGUGGGCUACUACAAGAAUCAGGCUGUGAGUAUCCUAAUAGAUUCUGGAUCAACCCACAAUUUUAUAAAUUCUAAGCUGUUGGGGCUAGUAGUAACUGAAUCUAACAGUUUUGAUGUCCUAGUUGCUAGUGGAGAAUUGAUUAAAGGUGGUGGAGUUUGCCAAGCAGUAUCCCUAGAAUGUCAAGGGGUAAGAAUUCAGGUUGAUUUGCUAGUAAUGCCCGUGGGGGGUAGCCAGAUUGUGUUAGGGGCUGAUUGGAUGAAGACCCUUGAAGAUAUUACAUUGAAUUUUAAGAAGCUGCAGGUCACAUUUUUUAGUGAUGGAGCUAAAAGAACUCUACAAGGGGUACUUCCAGAAGAAUUGCAGUUGGUUGAUAGCAAGGCUAUUUCUAAGACAUUCAGAGAACAGAAACAGGAGUUACCCCAUCUUCCCCCAAGUAGAAGUAUUGAUCACAAGAUUCCACUGGAAGGUGGAACCAAGCCCAUUUGCAUCAGACCAUACAGACACGCACAUUUCCUGAAAGAUGAAAUUGAAAAACAAGUGGAAGAAAUGCUUAAGAAGGGAAUUAUCAGACCUAGUAAUAGCCCUUUUUCUUCACCUGUAGUCAUGGUUAAAAAAUCUGAUGGGAAUUGGAGAAUGUGCAUUGAUUAUAGAUCUUUGAACCAGUCCACAAUCAAAGAUAAAUUCCCUAUCCCUGUUAUAGAUGAGCUAUUAGAUGAGCUACAUGGCACAAAAUAUUUUACUAAACUGGACCUAAAAUCUGGUUAUCAUCAAAUAAGGAUGUAUGAACCAGAUAUUCCCAAAACAGCCUUUAGAACACACAGUGGCCACUAUGAAUUUUUGGUAAUGCCCUUUGGGCUCACUAAUGCUCCUUCAACCUUUCAAUCCCUGAUGAAUACCAUUUUUAAAGACUUCCUCAGGAAGUUUAUUUUGGUUUUCUUUGACGACAUAUUGGUUUACAGUAAAGGGUGGCAUGAUCAUUUGUCUCAUCUAAGGCAGGUAUUCCAGAUAAUGAGGAAUUAUAAACUAGUGGCCAAAAUGUCUAAAUGCAGCUUUGGACAGACACAAGUGAAAUAUUUGGGUCAUAUUGUGUCUCAGGAUGGGGUUGGUUUGGAUCCAAGGAAAAUUGAAGCUAUUGUGGACUGGCCAAGACCCAAAACACUGAAAGGAUUGAGAGGGUUCCUGGGAUUAGCAGGGUACUACAGAAAAUUCAUCAAGAAUUUUGGAUUUAUAGCUCAGUCCUUGACACAGUUGUUGAAGAAAGGAGCCUUUGGUUGGGGGGAAAAUGCUGAGAAAGCCUUUGAGGCUUCCCUUGACACAGUUGUUGAAGAAAGGAGCCUUUGGUUGGGGGGAAAAUGCUGA
Molecule: messenger RNA, 2787 nt
Organism: Asparagus officinalis (garden asparagus)
Lineage: Eukaryota; Viridiplantae; Streptophyta; Magnoliopsida; Asparagales; Asparagaceae
Exons: 3
Coding region: 1-2787 (928 amino acids)
Source: RefSeq, a predicted model, not a curated record